AUGUCGUCGCGAAGACACUCGGUCAUGAACCUGUUCCGGACGGAGGAAGACCUCUCUCGCUUCUACGUCGAGCCUCCCAAGGACCACAUGGACCCCAAGGCAGUCAAGAAGGUUCCCCGGUACAUCCAAACAAGCGAAGAUGUGUACAAGUGCUUUCGGGCAUACUAUGGCCCGCGAUCGGGAACCUACCCUGUGAUCGUCGUCCUCAAAUAUCUCGAGUACAAGGAGCACAAGGGCCGACUUUCGGGCGACGACACGGUCAACGGGGUGCCGACAUCGGUCAAGCACAAGCUCGAGGUGCUUGAACACAUGUUUCCCCGUCAUGCCGAGACGUUUGCCAUUGUGCGCCAGGCCCGCGGCAUGAACCGCUCGCGUGUCAUCACCAACAUGGUCUGGCCGCCCAAGUGGGCUUGGGACCCGAACAACAAGGUCGUCGUCCCUGCCCUACCUCCCCCUCCCCCGGUACCCCCACCCCAGCCGAGCUUGGCAAUGCGACAAGCCGAGGCGGCCCUAGAGACUGCUUCGGAAACCGAAAGCAGUCGCAGGCGUAGAAGCAACAUGCGCCCAACGACCUACUACGAUGCCAGCUCAACCGUCGACGGUGAUGGGCGUGUCUUGACUCCCUCCGAGAUUCUGAGGCUCGAGAGCGAGCGGAGCGCGUCACACCUAUCGCUGGCGUCCUUUUCUGGUAUGCCCAACGUGCCGCCUACAGCGGAUGGCACGCCAGCCCAAUCAAGACAGCCUUCGAGUACAGCACCGAGCACGAUUGAGAGCACGGAUAGCAGUGGUCUCCACACGUCUAUAGACACCAAGAUCAAGAAGCGGGGGAGCAGGUUCUUCUCCUUCUUUGGCGGAGGCAGGUCUCGCUCCGAGUCCAACCUCGCGGCUCUUGCAAGCGACCCCUUUGGAUCCACAGGCCCGCAACUGGCUCCUCCUUCCACCACAAACCUGGGCCGGGUGCGCACACCGUCCACACCGCUUUCUUCGAGAACGGCGGGGCCGCCUUCACCCGGCAGCUCGUCCCUGCGUGUGCCGGCCAGCGGGCCGCUCAGUCCCCUCACACCACCCGGCACCGACAAGAGAGCCAGUUGGGUGCCUGCGACUUCUUCACCGCUUGCGAAGAGUAGAUUCACCCCCGCUAUGCCCACGCCCACGCCCACAAUGCCCAGCAUCGCAGACGCCCGGUCCCGCACUACCUCGAUAGGGAGCACAGCCACAAGGCGGCGUGCGCCUCCGCCAGGGGCCCCUCGACAGGAUCAGCUCGGUAUGAUCACGCCCACCCGAAGCGUGACAGAACCAGCCCGUCCGAGGUCGGCCUUGCCAACCGUGGAACAAGGUGGGAGCCCGAGAGACUCUGUCUUGUUCAGCAAGAAUCAUGCCAGGAGAGAGUCUCUGGUGUUCACCUCCGAGCCGGGCCGACCGAGAGAGUCUGUUGUGUACACCUUUGUGGAUCCCCUCCCCGGAGAUGAAGACUACGGGCUUCCUCGAGUGGCACAGGCGACGGACCUCAACUUCGAGACCCCCUCCAGCGCAGAAGACCCACCGCCAGCACCUAUCCCGAUGUCGCGAGAGGCAGCAUUUGUGAGGGACAGGUACGCCGCCGCCAACGCGGUAGCCCAAGCCAGUCGAGCCCAGCACGUCUCAGGACCUCCGCAGCCGGCUGGUGGGGAUGUGUUUGGACAGCCCAAUGGCACUACCGCCGGCAGGCAAGGUCGACUCAGGCAGUCGGUGGCACCUCAGACCAUCUCCCCACAGCAAGGUCGAAUUCGCAUGUCAACCGGCCCUCAAGCCCUUGACGGUACUCCAUCGCCCUCACCAACGCAGCCGCUGUACGCCUCACGCCGAACGCCUACCGGCCGGCCGUUGCAUACUAAGGCUUCAUCACUCUCGGCGACCAGCGUCAAAUCAGAAACGGAAUGGUCUUUCCUCAUGCACAACCAAUUCAUGCCCCAGAACUCGACGGACGAGCCACCAUCGCCUACCUCGACGGCUCGUUUGGCAUACGAGGAAUCGAGCCAAGGCCACGGUCACAGACGCAGCAACACCGCGACCGGGUCCGACUUUACCAUCCCACCUGUUCCGCCCUUGCCCAGUUCGUUGGCGUGGCAGUCGCCGCCUGCUCCCCCUCCCCCUGUGCCGCCCAUUCCCGAACUGGAGCGUAACGAGCGCGUUGCCAGCGCGACCCCAACCCCGACCCCGCUCGACAUCCCCAGCAGCUUGCCCGUUACGCCCGACUCGCCGAGCUCGCCAGGCUCACCCCUGCAGCUGCCGAACCAGCUGGCGCACCAGCGCAAACCACGCCCCGUCCUCCACAUUGACAUUCCCGUCAAGACGACGGCGGCACCCAUCAUCCUGCCCAGCGUUCCCUCGGCGGGCUCAAGCAGAACGGUCACCGCCGUUCAAAAGCCCUACUCCGAGGGGGACGUGGACCGCACUGCGGUCGAGCACCCGGCCGACGCAAACGCCGGGUACGCCGACGUGCUCCUGUACAGCCGUGUGGGCGACUACCCCCGAGCGUAG
Molecule: messenger RNA, 2520 nt
Organism: Vanrija pseudolonga
Lineage: Eukaryota; Fungi; Basidiomycota; Tremellomycetes; Trichosporonales; Trichosporonaceae
Exons: 3
Coding region: 1-2520 (839 amino acids)
Source: RefSeq, a predicted model, not a curated record